This is a messenger RNA of Sabethes cyaneus, 1467 nucleotides long. RefSeq names its product 27 kDa hemolymph protein-like. The coding region runs from base 317 to 1237 and encodes 306 amino acids. NCBI's taxonomy places the organism in Eukaryota, Metazoa, Arthropoda, Insecta, Diptera, Culicidae. The record is from RefSeq and is a predicted model, not a curated record. The transcript has 6 exons.
GGUUCGUCUUGCCUGGACUGACUGAGAUUGUUUUAAUUUCGACAGGGGCUUUUUUUUUGAGUAAACACCGGUGAAUCUGUGAUAUAAAUUGCACCGUGCGAAAAGAAUAAAUCGAAGUACCUGAUAAAGACAAAACAAAAAGAAUUAGUAUUUACUUGAUAAGACAAGCCGCGUCCAUUGUCGCGCGGCCGUUCCUGCAUGACCGACCGGUGAGAAUAUAGCAACUGAUCGGAAGGCUCAGUUCCUGAUGAACCGCCAGUGACUUUGGACCACUUGGAAAUUUUUAUUCAGCUAUCAGCAGUAAAUAGGAUACAAAAUGAUUCGGACAAACCUCAUAGCUGCGAUCGGAUUGCUGGCAGUAUCCUUCUCAGUAACGCGUGCCACCGAUGAGCUUCCCCAGGAAAUCAAAGAUCUCGACAUCGACAAGCUGAAGGAACACCUGCCGGAGGGUCUGAUACCGCCGGAAUUUCAAAACAUCACCCUGCCCAGCCUGGAGGACAUUCAGAAAAUUGUCAAAGAAAAAUGUUCGAAAGCAGCCGGCAGCGAUGCGGCCUUCGAGCAGGCGGAACAAGCCGGCCAGCGGCUCAGCGAGUGCCUGAAGGAUCUGAUCGAUUUCAGCGACCUGCAGCAGGAGAUAAAGCUAGCGAAACCGACCGGUGAUUUGGAUACGGUUUUCAAUAAAUACUGUCGAAGGCGAUCGACAGCAAUCGAAUGUAUCAACACGUUCUCGAAUGAUAUCGACGUUUGCUUGGAAGACGACGAGCGAGAAAACAAAAGAGUUUUGGUCAACAUUGUCCAUGGUUUGUUAAACUUUGUGUGUCACAAGGAUGGAGAUCAAAUUGCCUUAUUCAUCGCCGAAGAAGGACCGGAAUGUUUCCAGGAGCAGAAGCAGCCUCUGAUUGACUGUUUCAAUAGCACCCUCCGAGGUUACAUGGAUGAACCUACACCAAAGUUUUCCGAAGGAAUUCCCAAGCUAGUGAUGGGUAAAAAACAAUGCGAUGACAUGGACAACCUGAGAGACUGCUUCGUCCGGGUGCUGGAGGACUGCAAAGAAUCUACGCCGGCAAAUUUAGUAGAGUCCCUGUUUAAGUUCGUGCGAAGAGAAACCCCAUGUGCCAAUUUUACAACACCCGCACAAGCGCAGCGGCGGAAUUCGGGUGAAUUCACCAGAUCGUCCGUGCACGUCGUUCUGAUCACGUUGCUAAUGGCACUGGUGGCAAAGUUGAUGAUCCACUGAUGAACACGCCGCAGUAGUAGUAUUCACUGCUGCAUACUACUCAGAGUUCCGUGAGUAAGUUACAUGUGAUAGAGAAAAAGUAAACAGCCAAACACUUCCGAAUCAACAGCUCACAAGCUAAGAUUUCCCGAAACUGAUUUCCUACGUUUCCCGCACGAAACUAAAUUUAUGAAACAUGAAUCAUCGACUGUACUGGCUGAAAUUUCCGGUAAUAAAUACUCGCUUUCAAA